UUAAAGGCAGAUUAUUGGAUAAAUUAGAAAGAAUAAGAAAAAGCAAUAUUGUUUAGAAUGUUUACUUAAAUUUGAAAUAAUUACGAUUAUUUCGAUCAAUUUGAAAGGAUUGAAAAAAUAUUGAAAUAUUAGAAAUUCUUCUAAUACGUAUUGUGUGUAUACGUUCGCAUACAAAUAUAUAUAUUAUACGAUAAGUAUUUAUUGCGAUUUAUAAUUAUUAUUAUCAUCACUAUGGUAACAAGAAGGAAAAUAAAUCACAUUUACUUGACUUUACAUUUAUUAUCACAAAACUUGUACAUUUUCUUUAUAUUUAUUAUAUUUCAUAUCAAACAUCGUAUGCUUAGAAUAAUAUGAAUUAUUAUUAUAUUAUAAAUUGAGUAUUAUUAUUGGGACAUAUUGACACAUGUACAAUGAGAUUUAAAAUAUCUGUGCAAAGUAGUAGUGGUCACAAAAAUUUAGUAACAUGUGUAGCUUGGAGUUCAGCAGAGGAAAUAUUUUCUUGCGGAGAGGAUCAUUUAUUAAUAUGUUGGUAUUUAGAAAGUGGAAAUGCACAUUCAACAGUUAUUACAGAGUUUCCAUCAGACUUUUUUCCUACUUCAAUGCAAUGGCAUCCACGUCCUAAUCAUUUGGUAACAGCCAGUAAAAAGCAAUCAUUAGAUGUACUUUUAAUUACUACAGCUGAUGGAAGAUUUCAUUUAGUUAGUAAAAAUGGUCGUAUUGAAAAAAGUAUUGAAGCUCAUAAGGGAGCUGCAACUAUUGGCAAAUGGAGUACGGAUGGUUCCGUAUUACUUACAGCCGGAGAGGAUGGCUUAAUAAAAGUUUGGUCACGCAGUGGUAUGCUUCGUUCUGUAAUAAUCAGAGGUAAUUCAUCUAUUUUAACAUCGGACUGGAGUCCGGAUUGUUCUAAAAUAUUGUAUUCGCAAGGAGGACAUUUAUUUUUCCAAUCACUCAAUUCAAAUUCAAAACCCUAUAAGUGGUAUGCUCAUGAAGGUCUUGUCUUGACUGUUUGUUGGAAUCAUAGUCAUGGAUUCAUUAUUUCUGGUGGAGAAGAUUGUCGAUAUAAAGUUUGGGAUUCUAAUGGUAAUCAAAUUUAUAGUAGUAGUCCCAGUGAUUAUCCCAUUACAGCAGUUAAUUGGUGCAGUUCAGGCGAUUAUUUUGCUAUUGGAUCUUAUAAUAUGAUUAAACUUUGUGAUAAAACAGGAUGGUCUCAUUCCUUAGAAAGAAUAAAUGCUGGGAGUGUAUACAGUAUAGCAUGGUCUAGCGAUGGCACUCAGGUGGCUAUGACUUGUGGAAGCAAUAUUUUAACUGGCCAUAUUAUAGGCAAAAGACUCGAAUGGAAUAAUUAUGAAGCUACUUUAAUUAAAAAGGAAGUAUUAGAAAUUCGAGAAGUCGGUAAUGAAAUUCACGAAAUGAUAGAAAUAUCAGAUCGUGUAGUUCAAUUGGCAUUUGGUUUUGAUCAUUUAAUUGUAAUCACACCGGUUCAAUGUCACAUUUACUCUGUCACAAAUUGGAAUACUCCUGCAAUAUUUGAUUUGAAAAGUAGUUCUGUGUCGGCAGUUGUUCUUGCAAACAAACACUUUUUAUUAAUGGAAUGGAAUUCUAUAACGUUGUACAAUUAUCAAGGACGCUUAUUAGGUGUACCUAAAUGGAAGGGUAUGACGCAGGAACCUCUUUAUCCACCCUGCAUAUCCCUGUGUGUCGAUACUCUUGUUAUCAGAGAUCAGAAGAAUGAGAAAUUACUACACGUUUUAGAAAUAUCAUAUAACAAGCCAAUUGUUGAAAGUCAGUCGCAUACUCAUCCUCAGAAUAUUACUCAAUUGGCAUUAAAUCAUAUUGGAAGUUCUAGCGAUCGACAAUUAGCCCUCAUUGAUAUAACUAAAGAUUUAUAUUUAAUUUCUAUAAGAGCAACUGGUUACAGACGAGCUUGUAAAAUAGCUGGUAUGGCACAAAAUAUGACGUGGGCUAUUGACGCAAAUGUAUUAGCAGCUAUGUUGGAUGCCACUUUAUCCGUAUGGUUAUGUCCUAAUUGUGUACAUUAUAGCGAUCGUAAGAUUAUACGACGAACUAGAAUCGAUAAAGAGAGCAGUGAAUUUGGAAAACAACCAACUAUUAUCAGCGCUUACAAUGGUAUGGUCAAUAUAAGACGCGGAGAUGGUGCUUUAGUUUCAUCCCAGUUUUACACUUUUUUUACAAGCUUGCAUCAGCUCAUAUUACAUAAAAAAUGGAAAGAAUCUCUUUCGCUUUGUCGGAUUGCUCAAAAUGAGAUAUUGUGGACAUGCAUGGCUAUUAUGGCAACAGAUAAUAAAGAGUUGAACGUUGCAGAAGAAGCAUAUGCAGCCAUUAGAAGAUACGAUAAAGUUCAUUAUGUUCGAUAUAUUAAAAAUUUGCCCAAAAUGACAGAAAGAUAUGCAGAAAUGACAUUAUUAUCUGGUGAUUUGUUAGCAGCGGAAGGUAUACUUUUACAAAAUGGAUUAAUUGAAGAAGCCAUUACAUUAAACAUCAAAGUUUAUAAUUGGAACAGGGCACUUGAACUUGCCAUAAGGCAUAAGAAACAAAUAGAAGAAGUUUUAAAUGCAAGAAAAGAUUAUUUGAAAACAUUAAAGAAAGAAGAAACAAAUUCAAGCUACAUUGCUGCGAUAAAUAAUAUAUCUACAUCUUUGGUACAACAGGCACCUACAUCAAUAGAAUGAAGUUAUUCAUGGAAUUUAUUAAUAUGCAAUAAGAU
Messenger RNA from Polistes dominula (European paper wasp), 2725 nucleotides. RefSeq names its product intraflagellar transport protein Oseg5 (gene Oseg5). Lineage: Eukaryota; Metazoa; Arthropoda; Insecta; Hymenoptera; Vespidae. Gene Ontology annotation, molecular function: protein binding. Gene Ontology annotation, cellular component: intraciliary transport particle B; cilium. The record is from RefSeq and is a predicted model, not a curated record. Gene Ontology annotation, biological process: cilium assembly.